Messenger RNA from Alternaria infectoria, 495 nucleotides. RefSeq lists its product as uncharacterized. Bases 1 to 495 code for a protein of 164 amino acids. NCBI's taxonomy places the organism in Eukaryota, Fungi, Ascomycota, Dothideomycetes, Pleosporales, Pleosporaceae. The record is from RefSeq and is a predicted model, not a curated record. The transcript is spliced from 2 exons.
AUGAACGCACUCAACUCGCCCCUCCUUCGUCUUCCGGCUGAACUGAGGAAUGCUAUCUUCGCCUAUGUCUUCAGCAGCAACGUCUACGUGUUCGAUGGCGCCAGUGUGUAUCGCGACAAGACCACUUCUUUGACUUCAUUCAACGAGAACAACCUAGGCGUGCUGGUUACGUCGCGCCAGCUGCAUGCCGAGACAGCUCUGCUCCCAUACCAACUCGCGCUCUUCCGUUUCGAGUUCGGGGGGAUCAGGGUUACCAAAGGCGAAUGGUCACACUGUGUCGAGAGGUUCGUCAAGAGCAGAACGAAGGUACAAGAGCUAGUCGCAAUCAAAAACAUGACGGUCACCCAUGUCAAGAUGUACGUCGUGCUAUCAUGGUACAUCAGCUUGGAAUCAUUCGAAUCCUAUCAAAAGAGGACGAAUGGAUGUUGGGACGGCGCUUUUGAUUGGCAGAUAGCUUACUGGAGAUUGAGGCAGUCAGAGGCCAAAUCCGAGUAG